CGAGCCCUCUCAAGCAAGAUGGCCGACUUUAUUUGAUCGAAAACAAUCGCGAAGUUCGGACGUGCAAAGUCGUCGAUGCUCCGUGUCGUGUCGACUCUGUUGAACCUAUCCGUGUGGUAUAGUUGUAUAGUUCAAGUAUAAAAAAUACCACCCAAGAAGAGAGCGAUACCAGGGCCAGGCGAGCGUACCACCUUCGGUUAUCGUGAGUGAACAACAGGCAAUCAACCAACAACAGUGUGUUCGGAUCCGAAUGUCCCGAAUUUGAACAACCCCUGGUGAUUCGACCCGAUUGGAGAUCAGUCGGUAGUUGAUGUUUUCCCGAUUCGUGCCACCGAAGUCUCGCGAAGAAUUUGCGUAAGCGACCUCGCGGCGGGUCUUACGAUCGCGUUUACGAAGUAUACCUGGAAUCGGUCGCGAUUUCAUUGAAGAUUUCCUUGGAAACUAGGAAGUGUGAUUCAAUUGAAACAUCACAAGAUCACUGUUUUCUGUUUCGGUGAUCACGACUUAAUUCGACAGAAAAAAAAGUGAAGCAAAGCCCUGCCGGAGAAGUGAAUAUACCAGAAAAAAAAUAAAGAAAAAUGUCAUGAAAAGUGUUAUGCUGGGUGGAAAGAUCGAUGGGAAUAGAUAUUUUGUUUUUGUCCUGGUUGUCACCCUCGGCGAUCGUUCUGAGAAGUGUCCCGAUAAUCUCUGGUGGUUGUCAGAACCCAGUCUGCACAUGCUGAUCUGUGUUAUUAGGAAAAACAAAACACCCGUCCCGUGGUAAUAUUCGGUGUCCGAGAAAAAAAGGCCUUAAAAAAGUGUCAGUGAUAUAUACACACCAACCGAAAACAAAUUCCUUCAACAAAAAAAAAAGUUCAGAAAUCUGAUUGUUUCCAAGCAGCAUCAACAGCAGCAAUAUCGCCUAGCGCUGUGCGUUCCGUGAAGAGAUAUUGGGAAGGUCGUCGACGCACCGAAACUAGAAAUUGUGUGUCAACGGCACGGCACCUCUCUGCUGCGACGCGCGAUAGGCGUGGGUAGUGCGCGGAGAGUUCGGGUUUCCAAACCCCCAUAUGCUGCGCGCCGCCUCGUGCACAAUUUAUGAAUGCCUCUUUAGAAUGGAAAGCUAUGUAAAGCGGGUCCGUUCGGAUCGUGUUUUUGAUUCCGAGGCAGAAUACCAAAUCGAAUAGUGACAGGAAAAUAAAUUUCGACGAAUCCGGUCACCCAUCCUCCCUCCGCUCCGCUUGAAAAACCCGGGAUGGAUCGACGACCAUACCGAUAGUAGUAGGUUUUUCGUGUUUCGUUUCGUUCCUCAAGAUUGAGCUGCUGAGGGCAUUUCGAUUCUAGAGAAUCCGGGAAACGAAUGAAAACAUCAUACAAGCCUAUCGGUGGUGCUUUAUUUGCUUUCGAUUCGAAUGGCAGUGAUUUACAUUGUGAGGGUAGCGCGGUUCAAGUGAUCGAUCGAAUGAAGUGAAAGUUUGUUAGAAGUGUUAAGAAGAAAAAUCUCUGGAAAAACCAAACGAAACCGACGAAAAAAAAUUGCGACUUGAAGACGCAAUAUUUCAAAUUAAAAAAUCGAAAUGGUAGUACCAACUAUGGAUAGUCUACCGAGAGUUCCGGAUACCCACGGGGACACGGUGGACGAGAAAGUAUUCUCCGACCUGUACAUUAGGACUAGCUGGUUCGAUGCCUCGAUAGCGCUGGAUCAAAUUGAAAAGGGCAAAGCCCGGGGGAGAAGGUCAGCCGUGUACAUGCGAUCCCUGUUCCAGUCCCACCUGUACAACCUUGGCUGUUCGAUACAGAAGCACGCGGGCAAGGUAAUAUUCGUAGCAAUACUAGUUCUAAGUACGUUCUGUGUGGGCCUCAAAUCUGCAACGGUGCAUUCGAAAGUACACCAGCUGUGGAUACAGGAGGGCGGGACGUUGGAACACGAACUGGCUUACACGCAAAAGUCCCUCGGAGAAAUGGAAACCUCGACGCAUCAGCUACUGAUACAAACGCCCAAGGACAUGGAAGCCUCAAUACUACACCCGAAUGCCCUACUGACCCAUCUGGAGGUGCUCAAACAGGCCAUAUCGGUUCGAGUCCACAUGUACGACAUCGAGUGGAGCCUUAAGGAUAUGUGCUACUCGCCCAGUAUACCGAACUUCGAAACCCAUUUCAUCGAACAGAUCUUCGAGAAUAUCAUCCCGUGUGCUAUCAUUACUCCUCUCGAUUGCUUCUGGGAAGGAAGUAAACUUCUUGGACCGGAAUAUCCUGUUUUCAUACCGCAAUCGUCGACCAAAGUUCAGUGGACCUCGUUGAACCCUCAAAACUUGCUUAAGGAUAUCAAGUCGCGCAACUACCAAUUCCCCUUCGACACCCUUGAGCACUACAUGAAGAGGGCGGGAAUUGGUUCCGGUUACACGGAGAAGCCAUGCCUCAAUCCAAACGACCAGCAGUGUCCGGAAACGGCCCCGAAUCACAAAUCCAAACAGGUGCCGGACGUUGCCUCGAUUCUGACCGGUGGUUGUUACGGGUUUGCCGCCAAAUACAUGCACUGGCCCGAAGAACUGAUCGUUGGUGGCGCCACUCGAAACCGAUCCCAGCAUCUGAAAACUGCCAAAGCACUGCAAACCGUCAUCCAGCUGAUGGGCGAACGGGAGAUGUACGAGUACUGGAACAACCACUACAAGGUGCAUCACAUCGGCUGGAAUCCGGAGAAAGCGUCUGAGGUUUUGAACGCGUGGCAGAAGAAAUUUUCCUCUGAGGUGAACAAAAUCAUGCAAACCGAGGUGAAACCGAUGUCGUUCUAUGAGGUGUUUGCCUUCUCGUCGGCUGCCCUGGAUGACAUCCUGGGGAAGUAUUCGAACCCUAACCCGAUCAGUUUGGGCAUCGGUGUUGCCAUCAUCCUACUGUACUCGGCGCUAACUCUGCUCCGCUGGAGAGAUCCCGUUAAUGGGCAGAGCGGUGUAGCGGUGGCUGGUGUCUUGCUGAUCGGCGUCACAACUGCGGCUGGUCUGGGAUUCUGUGCCUUGUUGGGUAUUGCGUUCAAUGCUUCAACCACUCAGGUGAUCCCGUUCCUGGCUCUGGGAUUAGGGGUCGAUCACAUUUUUGUGUUGACUCAUGCCUAUGCCGAGCGAGAUAACAAUGAACAAACGGGUCAUGUAUUGAAAAAAGCCGGUCUCAGCGUUCUGUUCAGUGGAGCUUCAACGGCGGGUUCGUUCUUCGCUGCUGCCUUGAUUCCAGUUCCAGCCCUCCGCGUCUUCUGCUUCCAGGGUGCUGUCCUACUGGUAUUCAACCUUGCUGCCGUUCUUCUCGUGUUCCCAGCAAUGGUAUCCCUUGAUCUGAGAAGAAGGCGAUCCGGACGUGCCGACAUCCUAUGUUGCUGUUUGCCAUCUCUGCCGACCACUAAUCAGGACCUGAAACAACGCCAACACCUUCAACCAAGUCAAGACGAUUCGUUGAUCGACUGCCCUGCGAAAGCUUGCUUCAGUUUCUCCAUCUCUAAGUUCGCCGUUAAACACUACGCCCCAUUCAUUACGAAAAGCUCAAUCAAGGUUCUUGCAAUGCUGAUGCUAUCCGGUAUUCUUGGUUGCUCCCUGUUCGCCUCCAUGAAACUUCCGGACGGAUUAGAGCUUACCGACCUAGUGCCCCAGAAUACAAACGAACACAAAUUCCUUAGCGUUCAAGGAAAGCUGUUCGGUUUCUACAGUAUGUUUGCCGUUACGCAAGGCGAUUUCGAGUAUCCAACGAAUCAGAAACUGCUGCACGAAUACCACGAAGCGUUCGUUCGAGUUUCGCAUGUGAUCAAAAAUGACAACGGAGGAUUGCCGGAGUUUUGGCUGAGCUUGUUCCGUGAUUGGUUGAUCAACCUGCAGAAGGCCUUCGAUCGAGACUAUCGAGAAGGACGGAUCACGCAAGAACGUUGGUUUCCUAAUGCUAGUGACGACGCUAUACUGGCCUACAAGUUAUUGGUUCAAACAGGUCACGUGGAUAAUCCUAUCGAUAAAAGCCUGGUUACUCAAGUGCGCUUGGUAGAUUCGGAAGGUGUGAUAAAUCCGCGUGCCUUCUACAACUAUCUCUCGGCGUGGGCUUGGAACGAUGUUCUAGCAUAUGGUGCUUCACAGGGAAAUUUGCGACCCGAACCUAGGGAAUGGUUCCAUAUGCCGCGUGAUUUUGAACUAAAAAUUCCGAAAAGCGCACCACUGACUUACACCCAGCUACCAUUCUAUCUGCAUGGGCUAAGCGACACGCAAGAUAUCAAAACGAUGAUUGGUCAAAUUCGAGAUCUGAGCAGAAGAUUUGAGGCUCGCGGUUUGCCAAAUUAUCCAUCAGGAAUACCGUUCCUAUUCUGGGAACAAUACAUGAACCUCCGGCCCUGUUUGCUGAAAGCCAUCGGAUUAGCUCUGUUGGCAGCAUUUUGCCUGGUCGCUCUUCUAUUGCUUUCGGUGUGGGCAGCCAUUCUGAUCGUUUUCUGUAUUGUAACGAUGCUGAUUCAACUGUUGGGAGUAAUGACUGUCCUGGGCAUCAACUUAUCCGCGAUUCCGGCGGUGAUCAUGAUAGCCAGCAUUGGCUUAGGGGUGUGCUUUACAGUCCACGUAUCAUUGGGAUUUAUAACCGCAAUCGGCAAUCGUGACCGGCGUAUUAAGCUAGCCUUAGAACAUUCACUUGCCCCGGUGAUACACGCAGUCAUGACUUCGAUCUUGGCUGUUCUCAUGCUGUCAACCUCGUCAUUCGAGUUUGUCGUUCGACAUUUCUUCUGGCUACUGUUAUCGGCCAUUGUUGUCGGAGCAGUUAACGGACUGUUCUUCUUCCCUAUCCUACUGAGUUUGGUAGGACCAGGUGCGGAAAUAAUUCCACUACAAUACGCUAACCGAAUAUCGACACCCUCACCGCCACCCAAGCGAAACAACAAAGUUUCGAACAAACCGAUCAUUUUGAACAAUAAACGAUCAUCUUCGAGAAAUUGUUCCAAAUCACACCACCACCAUAAACACAACAACAUCAACUUAAACAACGAACCAUCGCUAACGACAAUCACGGAGGAACCACAUUCGUGGAAGAGUUCCGCCUCGUCCAUUCCUUCGAUUCACGAGAAGAGUAAUCUGAACAUGAACUACCACCACCACCACCAGAAUCAAGCCCCAGAGCUGCAAAGUAUCGUACUACAGCCGGAAGUGACGGUCGAAACGCACCAUCACGGAGGCGACCACCAGAACACUAAGGUGACGGCCACGGCCAACAUCAAGGUCGAACUGGUCACUCCAUCCCGAGGAGGCGCCCCACGAAUGGUGCGGACCAGCAGUUCAAGCAGUAGUAGCGGCAACAGCAGUAGUGGUAAUAGUAGUAGUUAACCAACGUUGAGUGAUAGCUUUAUAGAAGUAUUUUAUACAAACGAAUGCGCCUGUAAAUAGCACAUCUAUUUCAUUAUCUAGUAACAACAUUUAUAGAAAACGACCAUUAUUUAUUUGUUGCUCCUCUUCCAAAUGAAAAAAUAAGUAUUAUUUACUAGUAGGUUGUAGCUAAAGCCCGUGAAAAUUUCAAUCUAUUUUCUCAUAAAUACUCAACAAACAAUCGGAAUCAUUCUAACAUUAACAGUUAUUUUCUCAUACAUGAGUUUACGAACGUUAGAUGGGAAAGGUCUGUUUAGUCCGCGUCGAGUGACUGUUGAUUUACUAAGGGAUUGCACGAUCCUUUGUAUAGCAAUAUAAAACUUGUUCCUCUAGCAUAUGUUUGUGGCGUUUUGGUUCAAUCACACAAAACGCGUCAAACAUCUAUAACGAACUGAUUAAACUAGCAUUAGCCACAUCGACUGUAGCUCUUAAGAUUAGUAUCUUCUGCAGUAUAAAUCCAAGAAAAGCUGUUACGGCGCAACAAAACUUAGGAACUCGUAACCAAUUAACAGCUCUAGUAGAAUGCUGCGUACAUUUUUGUAACAUUCAAUUGCGGGUCCCGGAACGAAAAUCGACUACAAGAUGCAUGCUUUAAGGCCAAAUAUAUUGAGUUAUAAACACAAAAUUUCCCUAUACAAGCAAACCUGUCUUAACUUAUUUUGCUUAGCUUGGGCCUUCCCAAAUAAGGCAUUAGUGUAAAUAUCUAUCGAAACAAAACAGACUUAAAACCUAACGAUAAGCAAUUCAAACGAAACACGAAUAAUGAUGUUUUCCAUCCAAAACUUUUAAAAGUACUCCAUUUCCAUUGUACUUAACGCGAGCAACCAUUAUCAGUGAACAAAACAUCCAUAUGCUACUGUAAAAAAGCUAAACAAGUCAAAUGCACAUUCGUAAUCGAGCGAAAGUAUACCGAAAAUAAACUAAAGACACAAACCAAACCACCAACUCAUCUAUACAAAUGAAACUAACUGUUUGAAUAAAAAAAAAACAAAUUGUAAAAAUAUCAGAGACUAAAGCUAAACGCAUUGCAUUCUAGGAGUAACUUGACGGAUCAAUGACAUUGCGCUAAAUUUGUACAGUAUAUGUUCUAAAAAUUUAACAAAUUGUAAAAGAAAGGCAAAUCAUUUUGUUUUCAUUGAUUAUGAACGUUACCAACCAUAGACGAAAGGCAGCAUUUAUCAGAUGAUAGUUUUACAGCGCCAAUAAUCAUGCACCUUAUAUUUGCUAUAGAUAAACUCUGUCACCCAUGUUAUAGCUGGCAUUUGCUGUAACAAAAAACCUAUUCCCCACCCUCAAGCACAUAUGUGCAAAACGUUGUAUAAUACAAAGCCGUAUAAUUCGAAAAGAUUGUCAGCAUGUUAGGUGAUAUGAGAGCAGCAUCUGAAAAAAAGGAAACGUAGCAACAGCACAAAAACCUAUUUAUUUAUUCAUGUCUGAUUGUGUCAGGCAAAAAACCAAUUCUGUAUGUAGAGUAGUUAUUCUAAUUUAAAACGAGUUUCUUUUUAAAAUUUAAAAAAAAUAUUCGGACGCGACAAAAUACACACACCCAUUGGAUGGCUAUAUAGAACAAGUAAAUGCGCACGCGAAUUAGAUAGAAAAACACAGGUAUAGCAACAAUAGUAAUUGAGUUUAGAAGUGAUCGAGAGUGCGAGAAAUCGAGGAAAAGGAUGUGAAUGUGUAUUAUCCUUUAUUUGAUAUGUAUACUGGAAAAGUGCUAGAUUAGGCAGAUUAAAAAUAAAACAAAACAUGAGGGAAAUCUCAACGAGUCUAGUAGGUUAAUUAAAAUAAUUGAGUUUUUAUGAACAAUGUAAACGUGUUUCCAAAUAAAUCGAGAAAAUGCAGUAAAAUAAAAU
This is a messenger RNA of Uranotaenia lowii, 7204 nucleotides long. RefSeq names its product protein patched (gene ptc). Gene Ontology annotation, cellular component: plasma membrane. The record is from RefSeq and is a predicted model, not a curated record. Gene Ontology annotation, biological process: smoothened signaling pathway. The transcript has 7 exons. The coding region runs from base 1557 to 5312 and encodes 1251 amino acids. NCBI's taxonomy places the organism in Eukaryota, Metazoa, Arthropoda, Insecta, Diptera, Culicidae. Gene Ontology annotation, molecular function: hedgehog family protein binding; hedgehog receptor activity; smoothened binding.